CCCUUCAUUACGAUUUAAUAAACCAUCCUGAGUGAUCCUAUUUUCUCAUAAAUACCACCCUUUAUAAAGCAACCCUUCAUUACGAUUUAAUAAACCAUCCUGAGUGAUCCUAUUUUCUCAUAAAUACCCCCAUUAUUCAUUGUGCAAGUUGCUCAUAACUCCACAGUAGUAUUUAGAACCACUGAAAUUCUCAAUAUGAGGAAAUUCUUCACUAUUGGGCUCCUUUUAGUUGUGCUGUUUUGUUUUGAAACAGCUAAGCCCUGUUUAUGCAGUGCUUUAACCAACAGUCGUGUAGAAGAUGAGAGACUAGCUCUUCUGAAGUUCAAACAUGGUCUCACAGACGGUUCGCUUCAAUUGUCAUCUUGGCAUGGCCAAGAUUGUUGCAACUGGACAGGAGUACAAUGUGAUGGAAUUACUGGCCAUGUUGUCAAGCUUGAUCUCCAUGUUGACACUUAUAACAUGAUGAUCAACUCCUCUGCCCAGAAUAAAGUUGACUCUUGUUUGCUUGAAUUGAAAUAUCUGAAUCACUUGGACUUAAGUGGAAACAAAUUUCAAGGUAGCCCAAUCCCCGACUUCUUUGGAGCGAUGACAAAGUUGAGGUAUCUCAAUUUGUCUGAUACAGGGUUCAGCGGGAUGGUUCCCCAUCAUCUCGGAAAUCUUUCUAGCUUGCGUGUUCUUGAUCUUAACAGUAAUUCUGACGUAACAAUAGAUGAUUUCACAUGGGUUUCUCGUCUUUCAUCAUUGCAAUACCUUGACAUGAGUACAGUGAAUCUUAGUGAAGCGCACAAUUUGCCCAAGGUACUAAACAUGCUUCCUUCUUUACUAGAGUUGCGUUUGUCAUAUUGUGGACUUGAUAAUAGUCAUUUAUCUCAUAUGUAUGUGAACUCUACAGUUUCUAAUGUUCACUACCUAGAUCUUGGCCAUAAUUCAUUUGAAGGUGAAUUUCCGAGUCGUCUCAGUAACAUGACUUCUUUAAGAGUCCUUGAUCUUUCGUUCAAUUAUUUUAAUUCUUCUAUUCCUCUCUAUCUCGAAAACCUUAAGAGCCUUGAACGUCUCAAUCUUGGCUUCAAUCAAUUUAACCACACUGGUGGGUUUCUGAGGCUCUUGUCGAAUCACUGUAGCUUGAAAUCAUUUGAUAUGAGUCAAAACCAAAUCCUUGGAGAGGAUAUGUCCACACUUGACAAAAAUUUAUCUAGAUGCACCACGUAUGAUUUAGAGACAUUGAUUUUAAGUGGUGAUGGAUUCACCGGUCAUUUACCGAAUUGGCUGGGACAACUUAAGCAUCUGAAAGACCUUGAUCUUUUAGGUAACUCAUUUAAUGGUUCGAUUCCAGCAUGUUUGGGAAGAUUGUCAUACUUGCAGAAUUUACUCCUUGGUGGUAAUCUGUUGACUGGAGAUAUCCCACCAUCACUAGGGAACUUGUCAACCUUGGGAGUUUUAGAUCUUUCUUCCAAUAAGUUAAAUGGGACCAUUCCUAUUUCUAUUGGACAACUAUCAAACCUCAAGAUCUUAGAUCUCUCUUUUAAUUCCCUAGAAGGUGUAGUCUCUGAAGCUCAUUUUGCCAACCUGUCAAUGUUAGAAGAAUUGAAGAUAGGUUCUGAAUUCUUGACAUUGAAGUUGAGAUCUGAAUGGAUACCUCCUUUUCAAUUGGCAACCUUUUCACUCUGGAAUUGCAAAUUCGGGACUCAAUUUCCUCAAUGGCUUCAAACACAAAAGAAACUUUUGUAUCUGGAUAUUGUCAAUACGAGCAUGUCAGGAACCCUACCUGAAUGGCUUCAUGACAUGAAUCUCUUGGUAUUGGGUCUCCCUAACAACCAUAUCAGUGGACCAAUUCCAAACCUUCCUACCACUUUAUUCAUAGUUGAUCUCUCCAAUAACUUCAUUUCAGGACCUCUUCCUCAAAAUAUUGGAGAUAUGGUUGCUUUGUCAUCUUUGUAUGUGGUUGGUAAUUUGAUAAAUGGUUCUAUUCCAAAGUCAUUUUGCAAAAUUCUAAAUUUGGAAUAUCUCGAUCUUUCCAAAAAUAUGUUAUCUGGAAAUCUUCCUCAUUGUUUGGGGGAACUCUCCAACCUAUCCAUUUUGAAAUUUGCAUCCAACAACCUUUCAGGAGUUAUUCCAAACUCUAUCGGACAUUUGACUACUCUCCUGGGGUUAUAUUUGAAUAACAAUAGUCUUUAUGGAGAGCUUCCUUCCACUUUGGGAAAUUGCAGUAGUUUAGCAUAUUUGAAUCUUGGUGAGAAUGGAUUCAAAGGAAACAUACCUAGAUGGAUUGGAGAAUUUAAAGACUUGGCCAUUUUGAGAUUGCGUAAGAAUAUGUUCAAUGGUAGUAUUCCUUCGCAGUUAUGCCGACUGCCUCAACUCCAAAUCAUGGACCUUGCAGAUAAUAAUUUAGAAGGAACCAUCCCUCGUUGUUUUGGCAAUCUCAAUGGCAUGAUUUUGAAUGAAACUGGUAUACGAUAUAAUUUAGGAGGAUGGUUGGACGAGAACAUAAUACAAAUCAUGAAAGGAAAUGAACUUGAAUACACCACUGCACUAUUGUAUGUUGCCAACAUGGACCUUUCAAGGAAUAAUCUGAUUGGAACAAUCCCUGAAGAACUGACGCUUCUUUCUGGUUUGCGUGGGCUGAAUUUAUCACAUAAUAAUCUGAGAGGAAGCAUCCCUAAGAAUAUCAGUGGCUUCAAGUCAUUGGAAUCUCUUGAUUUCUCUAACAACCAACUUUCAGGCACAAUUCCGGAGAGUAUGUCUGCUUUGACUUUUUUGAGCCACUUGAACCUGUCAUACAACAACUUCUCCGGACGUAUUCCAACUGGAAAGCAACUCCAAACCUUUGAUGAUCCUUCUGUUUACGCUGGCAACAAUGAACUCUGUGGAGCUCCGCUACCAAAGAAAUGCCCCGGUGAUGAACAUUCACAAUCUCCAACAAGUUUAAUCCCAAGUCAUGUAGAAAAACAUGACAGAGAUAAAGCUGAAACCGUAUGGUUUUACCUGGUUAUAAUGAGUGGUUAUGCCACAGGACUAUGGGGAGUUAUUGGAGUUUUGUUGUUGAAGAAGAACUGGAGACAUGCUUAUUUUCAGUUUGUGGCUCGGAUGACUCGGAUGAAUAAGUAGAUUUUCAAAUAAAAACCAAAUGUUUACCAUGUAUCUAUUUGGUAUGUAGACCUAUGUAUCUUUCUCCCCUUCUCUAUCUUUCUAUGUUGUAUGUGUAAGUGGGGUGGUGGCUAUGCAGUUUUCAAUUCAAGUAUUGCUAUUCAAGUUCAAAAGUUAGAUUUACUUUAUAAAUUAAUGAUGUGUUAAAAAGAUGAUUGGUUGAUAAUUAAAUAUUCUUUAAUUAUCAACAAAUCAUCUUCUUGACGCAUCACUAAGUUUAGAAAGUAGAUCUAAAAAAUGGACUUGUAUACCAUUUUCCUUUCAUUUUAUACAUCUGGAUCUUGUUUUUGUUUUUCUUAUAUUUGUUUGGAGUUUUUUCUCUGUUGUUUUGAGAGUUUCUUUGCAAUAAUGAUAUAUGCCAUAUUUGAUCUUUAUUGUAAUUGUAAUUCAGUAAAUUUCAUUAUAA
Camellia sinensis is the source of this 3550-nucleotide messenger RNA. The record is from RefSeq and is a predicted model, not a curated record. Lineage: Eukaryota; Viridiplantae; Streptophyta; Magnoliopsida; Ericales; Theaceae.